UUUCAUAACAUGUGCCUUUAAACCAAUUGUAGUAGCAAGUCUCAACCCUUGUUUAAAGCAAGGAAAUUCUCAAAAGCUGGUUGCAUCUAUCGAUCACCACUGAAGGUUGCUUGAAGGGAACAACACUCUUUCACUUUCUUUUCCAACCACUUUUUUUUCUCGUAAGGGGGAGGAGCUAGAGAUUCAAUUCGUGCUUCAUCAAUGGAAAGAUAUCAACUAUCCCUUCACAUGAAUGAUGGCAAUAAAGAACAGAGUUAUGCAAACAACUCGUCGAUGCAAAGAAGAGUAAUAAGUAAAACCAAAACCAUACUUGAAGAAACUAUAAUGAGGCUGUUGUAUUGUGAUUCUUCUCCUAGCUGCAUGAAGGUGGCAGAUCUAGGUUGCUCUGCGGGACCAAAUACACUUCUUGUGAUAUCAAAUAUUAUUGACAUGGUUUAUAAAGCAAGCACCCACUUGAAUCAUGAACCACCCACACUCCAAUUUUAUCUCAAUGAUUUAUUUGGAAACGAUUUCAAUUCCAUCUUCAAGUCACUCCCUGAUUUCUGUAAAAGAUUGAUAGAAGAUAAGGGUCAUAAUUUUGGUCCAUGCUUUAUUAACGCUACUCCUGGAUCCUUCUAUGGGAGGCUCUUUCCCAAUAAUUCCAUAAACCUUUUUCAUUCCUCCUACGGUCUACACUGGCUCUCUCAGGAUCCAUUAUUGGGGUCUAGCGAGGCAUCGUUACUUAACAAGGGCCAUUGUUACAUAGUUAACACAAGCCCUCCAGAGGUAUACAAAGCUUACCUUAAGCAGUUUCAACAAGAUUUUAAAUUGUUUCUGAAAUCACGUUCGAAGGAACUUGUGCCUGGAGGAGCAAUGCUCUUGGUGUUACUUGGCAGAAAUGAAAUUCCUCCUACAGUAAACGGUUGGGAACCAAUUAGUCUAAUACUCAAUGACAUGUUCUUGGAGGGUUUGAUUGAAGAAGCAAAAUUAGACUCCUUCAACAUACCAGUGUAUCAACCUACAGUUGAAGAAAUUAGGCAUGUGAUUCAGGAAGAAGGGUCAUUCUAUGUUCAACGAUUAGAGAUUUUCAUCCAGCCUUUGGGUGAAAGCAUAAAUGACGGUGGUGAUGAUUCUUUUCUUGAUGGAAAUUUAAAAGCUGAAUCAGUAGCCAAGCACAUGAGAGCAAUAAUGGAGCCUCUCUUGUCCACAAAGUUUGGUGCAGAAGUUAUAAAUGAACUAUUCACCAGGUUUCAAAAGAAAAUUAUGCAACUGAUGGAGGUGGAGAAAUCGGAGUGGGCUACUUUGAUGAUAUCCAUGAUAAAAACUGCUUGAAGAUGUUGCUCAAUAAAAGAUCUUAAAAACUUGUUUUUCUUCCUUUAUGAUUUUUUUAUUUAUUUGUUCAAAUAAAGUUAUGGAGCAGUAAGGACAAGGCAUAUCAUAAUAAAAGAUGAACAACUGUGUGUUAAUUAGUAGACAACAUUUUUUCCUUUUCUAUCCAUUAGGAUAUGGUCAUACACCAAUAAUAUAAGGGUUGCUUAUAUUAAUUUGCUUGUAAUAUUAGUGGUUAAUAUAAGAUUUUUAAUACUUUCCUCAUUUUGAGGAUUGGAGAUCUCAAA
Messenger RNA from Glycine soja, 1595 nucleotides. Its product is annotated as jasmonate O-methyltransferase-like. Bases 202 to 1311 code for a protein of 369 amino acids. The record is from RefSeq and is a predicted model, not a curated record. Lineage: Eukaryota; Viridiplantae; Streptophyta; Magnoliopsida; Fabales; Fabaceae. Gene Ontology annotation, biological process: methylation. Gene Ontology annotation, molecular function: S-adenosylmethionine-dependent methyltransferase activity. The transcript has 5 exons.